AUGCCCGUGGUUCAUAAGUUGGCCUUGGCAGAGUUAUAUGAAGAUGAAGCUAAAAGGCAGUCAUUGUAUCCUGACAAACCAACAACUGCAAAGAUCAGUAACACAAAAGUAUCCCAGAGUCUUAAAAUUGAUUCUCUUAGAAGGCUGAGAAAACCAGAGAGAAGCAUGAGCGAUGACAAAGAAAACCAAAGAUUUUAUUCAGGUGACUCGGAAUAUAGAGCAUUACAGAUUUCUGGGGCUUCUAAUAAUCCAAGUAAAAUUGUUGCUGAACUCUUCAAGGAAGCAAAAGAACAUGGGGCUGUCCCGUUAGAUGAGUCCUCAAGAGCAUCUGGUGAUUACAGUAAAGCUAAGUCAUUUUCUGGUGGUGGAUAUAGGUUGGGUGACUCAUCACAAAAGCACUCUGAAUACAUAUAUGGAGAAAACCAAGACGUUCAAAUUUUGCUGAAACUAUGGAGGAAUGGCUUCAGUUUAGAUGAUGGCGAGUUGAGAUCCUAUACAGACCCAAAAAAUGCUCAGUUUCUAGAGUCUAUUAAAAGAGGGUAA
Molecule: messenger RNA, 543 nt
Organism: Pterocles gutturalis (yellow-throated sandgrouse)
Lineage: Eukaryota; Metazoa; Chordata; Aves; Pterocliformes; Pteroclidae
Product: UBX domain-containing protein 2B-like
Exons: 6
Coding region: 1-543 (180 amino acids)
Biological process (GO): nuclear membrane reassembly; membrane fusion; autophagosome assembly
Cellular component (GO): cytosol; nucleus
Molecular function (GO): ubiquitin binding
Source: RefSeq, a predicted model, not a curated record